This is a messenger RNA of Ilex paraguariensis (yerba mate), 1381 nucleotides long. The record is from the annotation of a GenBank genome assembly. NCBI's taxonomy places the organism in Eukaryota, Viridiplantae, Streptophyta, Magnoliopsida, Aquifoliales, Aquifoliaceae.
AUGGAUUUGGAAUGGCUGUUGGAGUACUUGAAGGGUAUGUUGAAGCCAACUUUGGCUCUUGUUGUGGUGCUAAUGGCUGUGAUAUUGUCAUACAUGCAGAAGUUGGGUUUGGGGGGUGAAAUGGUUUAUUCAAUCUUCAGAGCUUUCCUUCAGCUCUCUAUUAUUGGGUUUGUUCUUGAGUUUAUUUUCACCCAGAAGAACGUUGGCUGGAUUGUCUUCGCUUACCUUUUUAUGGUUUGUGUUGCUGGUUAUACAGCAGGCCAACGCGCUAAACAUGUCCCUCGUGGGAAGUAUGUUGCAGGAGCCUCCAUUCUGGCUGGAACAGCAGUGACAAUGUUCUUGUUAGUUUUGCUGAAUGUUUUCCCUUUCACUCCACAGUACAUCAUCCCUGUUGCUGGGAUGAUGGUUGGUAAUGCAAUGACGGUGACUGGGGUUACAAUGAAAAGACUUCGAGAUGACAUCAAGACACAAAUGAGCCUGGUGGAGACAGCAUUGGCACUUGGGGCCACUCCCCGUCAAGCAACACUUCAGCAAGUGAAAAGGUCUCUUGUUAUUGCACUCUCCCCUGUUUUGGACAAUGCCAAAACCGUUGGUCUCAUAACACUUCCUGGUGCAAUGACUGGCCUUAUAAUGGGAGGAGCUUCUCCAGUGGAGGCCAUUCGGUUGCAGAUUGUCGUAAUGAACAUGCUUCUUGGGGCUUCAACUGUUAGCAGUAUCAUGUCAACGUACCUCUGUUGGCCUGCCUUCUUUACCAAAGCCUACCAGCUAGAAAUAAAGGUGUUUAUGUCGGAUUGAGAAUUUCUUGAUCUUCGUUCACUAUGAUCAUCGCCGUUAACUCUAUCGACCAAUUCGUGAAUAGGAGAAGCAAUACAGGCAUCAAGAGCUUAGUAGUUGGAUUUUGCUUUGGACCAAAUCUAGUUCUGAAUCACAUAACAGAGUCACUAAGCCUAGAGGCUAUCUACAACACAAGAAAUUGUAUAAUGUGCAAUUUAGUUACUUUGCUCUCUCUCUCUCUCUCUCUCUCUCUCUCACUCAGUGAUUACAAAUGUUGUUCAUGAAUCCAUUUGAUCGACAUUUUUGUGGUGCCCAUCAGGCAUAUUCCUUUAAUCCAUACCUUCUAAGAAGACAAGAGUGAGUACAAGUUUCUUCGACGGGAAACAGAUUGCAAUCCAUUUUGUCAUCUUAUCUCGAUGUUUGAAAUGAUACUUAGUGACCCGAUAAAAUAUCGAUUGCACACAAUUAGUUAUAGCUAAAAACCUAGCACUUUGGAGAACACUAUUAAAAACUUCAGAAAUGUUGGUUGUUAUUAUGUUAUAUCUUUGUUCACCAUGAUGGGCUAAUGUUCAGUUCUACACUUGUAUUCUGUUCAAGUACUCAACCG